Drosophila melanogaster (fruit fly) is the source of this 324-nucleotide messenger RNA. RefSeq lists its product as uncharacterized. The coding region runs from base 19 to 252 and encodes 77 amino acids. The record is from RefSeq and is marked reviewed. NCBI's taxonomy places the organism in Eukaryota, Metazoa, Arthropoda, Insecta, Diptera, Drosophilidae. The transcript has 2 exons.
CCGUUGAUAACACUACAAAUGGAUUACCUGUUGAAAGCGAUAUUUGUUCUAAUCCUUCUGAGCAUCCACUGCACCAAUGGAUAUGUUAAUGGCCGCCACGAGAUAGUCAGAAGGGAGGUGAACGUGACAGAGGUGGAUCGCGGAUUGAGUGGAGCACUAACCAUGUUUUUCCAGCCCCUUGCUGAUUUUGCUGCCAAGUUAAAGAUGGAGAUACCCAUGAUUACACACUUCCGCACCAAACAUUUUAACUAAUGUAUUGUUUUAAUUGUAAAAAAAGUGAUUUAAAAUGUUUUUAGCCUGUAUUAUUAAAAACGUUUAAAUCAG